Molecule: messenger RNA, 1134 nt
Organism: Trichoderma aggressivum f. europaeum
Lineage: Eukaryota; Fungi; Ascomycota; Sordariomycetes; Hypocreales; Hypocreaceae
Exons: 2
Coding region: 1-1134 (377 amino acids)
Biological process (GO): D-sorbitol catabolic process
Molecular function (GO): L-iditol 2-dehydrogenase (NAD+) activity
Source: RefSeq, a predicted model, not a curated record
AUGUCGCCCUCCGCGGUUGAUGACGCUCCCAAGGCCAGAGGGGCGGCCAUCUCAGUCAAGCCCAACAUUGGCGUCUUCACGAACCCCAAGCAUGAUCUUUGGAUUAGCGAAGCCGAACCUAGCGCCGAUGCCGUCGAGUCUGGAGCUGACCUGAAGCCCGGCGAGGUGACCAUUGCUGUCCGUAGCACCGGUAUCUGCGGAUCCGAUGUCCACUUCUGGCACGCCGGGUGCAUUGGACCCAUGAUUGUAGAGGGCGACCACAUCCUCGGCCACGAGUCCGCGGGCGAAGUCAUCGCCGUCCACCCGACUGUCACCAGCCUGCAGGUCGGCGAUCGGGUUGCCAUUGAGCCCAACGUCAUCUGCAACGCUUGCGAGCCCUGCCUGACGGGCCGCUACAACGGCUGCGAAAAGGUCGAAUUCCUGUCCACACCACCGGUACCCGGACUGCUACGGCGCUACGUCAACCACCCCGCCGUUUGGUGUCACAAGAUUGGUAACAUGUCUUGGGAGAAUGGCGCGCUGCUGGAGCCUCUGAGCGUGGCCCUGGCCGGCAUGCAGAGGGCCAAAGUCCAGCUCGGCGACCCCGUCCUGGUCUGCGGAGCUGGGCCCAUCGGCCUCGUGUCGAUGCUCUGCUGCGCCGCCGCCGGUGCUUGUCCGCUGGUCAUCACCGACAUCUCUGAGAGCCGUCUGGCGUUUGCAAAGGAAAUUUGCCCCCGUGUCAUCACACAUCAGAUCCAGAUUGGCAAGUCGGCCGAAGAGACAGCCAAGGGCAUUGUCGACUCCUUCGGCGGCAUCGAGCCGGCCGUGACCAUGGAGUGCACCGGCGUGGAGAGCAGCAUUUCUGCGGCCAUCUGGGCCACCAAGUUUGGAGGCAAAGUCUUUGUGAUUGGCGUGGGCAAGAACGAGAUCAACAUCCCCUUUAUGCGGGCGAGCGUGCGAGAGGUCGACAUCCAGCUGCAGUACCGCUACAGCAACACGUGGCCGCGAGCCAUUCGCCUGAUUGAGAGCGGCGUGCUCGACCUAUCAAAGUUUGUCACUCAUCGCUUCACGCUGGAAGAGGCCGUCAAGGCGUUUGAGACGUCGGCAGACCCCAAGAGCGGUGCCAUCAAGGUCAUGAUUCAGAGCCUGGAGUGA